AUGGAUAUACGUUUUACUACGACGGGCGCAGGAAGACCACUGACGUGUGGCAAUGCAGCAAAGGGGGCUCGUGCAACGCCAGUGACGUGGACGGUGAACAGCCACGGCAAAGACUUGGUGUUGAUAAAUGGUUAUAGCUUUUACUGUCAUCGGAAGCUCGGCUACACCGAUUAUUGGUACUGCACCGCGUACUCGUCUUGUCGUGCUCGGGUGAUAUUCACCAAGAAGAGAGAGGCUCUAAAGGCUUCUCUGAAUCACAAUCACCAGCCCCGUCAAUAUGUUAUACACAAAGGAAUUUACCGCAAAUUAUAA
This is a messenger RNA of Parnassius mnemosyne (clouded apollo), 312 nucleotides long. Lineage: Eukaryota; Metazoa; Arthropoda; Insecta; Lepidoptera; Papilionidae. The record is from the annotation of a GenBank genome assembly.